AUGACCGACGAAAAUAAAAGGAUCCUGGACUCUAGGAAUGAGUGGCUGCCUAGCUUCGGCAAGCAUUGUGUCAUAGAUGUCUCGCAAGACAUCUACACUCUCACUCCAACAGCGAUGAAUUCCAUUGAAACCGAUCUGGAGGGUGCUUUAAGUAUCCUCAACAAUAAUCUAAAAUUAGCUAUUGAUGAAUUGGCGCCGUUGAAAACGGUUUGCCCGCGUAAAAAAAAUAUUUGGAAGGUAAUUCGUCAUCUCGGCCUCCUACCUGGGCGUAAGGAGGAGGAGUUUUUCGGUUUCACGCCGGGUGAGCUGAAUGAGAACUUCGCGGGAAUAUCGGCAUCACCCCUCGAAAACAUAGAUAAUGCAAUGGACACUAUUUUACUUUCGAGCGACGAAGGCUUCACCUUUAGUCCAGUCAAUAUGAGUGACGUCGUCCUUGCUAUUUCACACUUUUCCUCGCAAGCGAGGGGUGUCGACGGUGUUCCAUGCGGGGUGGUUGUCAAGGCCCUCCCAAUCAUUGGCGAGUUUAUUCUUAAUUUAUUUAACUGCUCCUUCGCUCAGGGAGUCUUUCCGUGUAUCUGGAAGCAGGCACAAUUAAUUGUUCUAAGGAAGACCAGUGCUCCUUCCAAUGUCACCGACUUUCGUCCAAUUGCUCUGCGCUGCUUCCUCUCAAAGGACGGUUUUCGUAAACACCACAGUACACAAACAGCGUUACUAAAAUUGACCGACGAUAUACGAAUGGCCGUUGACAAGAAGAAGGUGACGCUUAUGCUGCUGUUUGACUUUAGCAAGGCCUUUGACACCAUCUCACCUUCUAAAUUACUAUCUAAGCUGAAUAGGCUGGGGUUCUCACGAACGGUACCUCAGAAUGGCUUGAAACCAAUCUGGGAGUUCCACAGGGAUCUGUCCUGGGACCCCUACUAUUUAGUCUUUAUGUUAACGACCUACAGAAUUUAUCUACACACCAGCAAAGAUAAUUUUAAGGAAGGCGUGGCUCGGUGGGCUGAAGCGGCGCGGCUGGUUUCUGACUGGGCGGGGAGCUCCGGCCUGCGACUCAACUCCGGCAAAACUAAGUCUAUUUUUUUUGGUUCUACAAGAAAUGUUAGUGGUAUUAAGUCGUGGAAACUGCCGGGGGUUCCGUUGCCGGACGGAGUGAUCGUCCCUUUCAGUGAGGCAGUCGUAAGCCUUGGUGUUGUAUUAGACUGUAAACUAACUUGGAAACCGCAAUUGGAUGCGAUAACGAAAAAAGUUAACAAAGCCCUGUAUAGCUUGCGGUUUAUCAGAGGCUGCACCACUGAAACUCUCCGCAGAAGGCUAGUCGAGACACUCAUACCACCACGCUUGGACUACUGUACUGUGACUAUCCUGGACGCGUCUAACAAACAACUAAUACGGUUACAGAGACUGAGCAAUUCUUGUGUGAGAUUCAUCUUCGGGGUGAGAAGGGAUGAACAUAUUAGUCCCUACCGGAGGCGUCUAGAAUGGCUACGCACCGAUUCCAAAAGGAUCUACUUUGAGGCUAGUUUAUUAUACAAGGUGAUUCGAAUCGGUGAACCUGGGUACUUAGCCUCAUUUUUCGUUAAAUACAAGCCGAGACCCUCUGGCAGAGGAGUUCCUCCGGAACUAAGCAUACCUACUGUGAACACCGAGACCGGGGCCAGAGCCUUCCAGAUCCAGGAUGCUCGUUUCUGGAACUCUCUCCCUUGUACCCUGCGAAAUCUACGAUCCCUCCUUCAAGGGGGCACUGCGGCGAUAUCUGCUGGCCACCGAAUCAUGAUGACUCUGAACCCUCUGGUGCUGCGUUUUUAA
This is a messenger RNA of Nasonia vitripennis (jewel wasp), 1806 nucleotides long. RefSeq lists its product as uncharacterized. The record is from RefSeq and is a predicted model, not a curated record. NCBI's taxonomy places the organism in Eukaryota, Metazoa, Arthropoda, Insecta, Hymenoptera, Pteromalidae. The transcript has 6 exons. Bases 1 to 1806 code for a protein of 601 amino acids.